Molecule: messenger RNA, 702 nt
Organism: Lachnellula hyalina
Lineage: Eukaryota; Fungi; Ascomycota; Leotiomycetes; Helotiales; Lachnaceae
Product: Adenosine deaminase
Exons: 4
Coding region: 1-702 (233 amino acids)
Biological process (GO): adenosine catabolic process; inosine biosynthetic process
Molecular function (GO): adenosine deaminase activity
Source: RefSeq, a predicted model, not a curated record
AUGAGAGAAUGUAUCCGUUUGAAAAAGGUGUAUCCAGAUCUCAUCUCGGGCUACGACCUUGUCGGACACGAAGACUCGGGCCGCACUCUGCGUUCACUCACCCCUGAGCUCCUUUGGUUUCAAUCGGAGUGCCAGGAGCAACAGGUUAACAUUCCUUUCUUUUUUCACGCAGGCGAAUGUGUCGGCGACGGCGAUGAGACAGACGAAAACCUAUUCGAUGCCAUCCUCUUCGGUACCCGCCGUAUCGGCCACGCAUUCUCCCUUUACAAGCACCCGACCCUCAUCGACAUGGUGAAAGAAAAAUCCAUUCUCGUAGAAAGCUGUCCUAUCUCCAACGAAGUCCUCCGCUACACUGCAAGUAUCAUGAGCCAUCCCCUCCCAGCGCUACUAGCGAGAGGCGUGCCUGCUGCGCUGGCAAAUGACGAUCCGGCGCUGUUGGGGCAGGGGACGAGUGGCAUGACACAUGAUUUCUGGCAGGCGUUGCAGGGGUGGGAGAAUCUGGGGUUGGAGGGACUGGGAUCGCUGGCGCAGAACAGCGUGCGCUGGUCGGCUUUUGAGGAUGAGGGGAGCGAGGAGUGGGAGGUUAAUACACGAGAAGGGGAGAAUGGAAAUGGAGUGAGAGCAGGGAGAAUCAAGGCGUGGAAUGCGGAGUGGGAGACGUUCUGUGAGUGGAUCAUCGCGGAGUUUGGGAAUGAUGCUUAA